Vollenhovia emeryi is the source of this 1677-nucleotide messenger RNA. RefSeq lists its product as uncharacterized. Lineage: Eukaryota; Metazoa; Arthropoda; Insecta; Hymenoptera; Formicidae. The record is from RefSeq and is a predicted model, not a curated record. Bases 1 to 1677 code for a protein of 558 amino acids. The transcript is spliced from 2 exons.
AUGGACAGGAACGAUUAUAUGGACAAAAUGAAGACACUUCUGAAUGACAAUAAUACCUACAUUAAAUUAAAAAAAGAUCCUAUCAACCUCAUAAAAAACAAAUGUAAUGAUCUAGUUAAAUCGUGGCGGGACUUGGGUGUCAUCGAAGAGUACACAUAUAAACAGCUACGCUGCACAAAUGGUAACCUGCCCAGGUGCUUUGGAUUGCCAAAAGUGCAUAAAGCCGGUUUCCCUUUACGUAUUAUUGUUUCUACAAUAGGCAGUCCAACAUAUAAGAUUGCAAAACUCCUUAGUGAUAUUUUACAAGUGUCUGUCCAGAAACCCCUUUCUCAUGUCAGUGAUAGCUGGACCUUUGUACAAAAAAUUAGAGAAAUCAAAAUUAACCCUGACCAAUCCAUGGUGUCAUUUGAUGCCACUUCUCUAUUCACAAACAUUCCGAAAGAGCUAGUUAUCAAAGCGAUAGAACGAAGAUGGAACACGAUUUCCACCAAUACCGGCCUUAAUUUACAACAAUUUUUACGUGCAAUCGAUUUAAUCUUGAGUUCGACCAGUUUUUCUUUUGACUCACAAUUUUAUGACCAAAUUUUUGGUAGUUCUAUGGGCUCUCCACUCUCACCCAUAUUAGCUGAUAUGGUCCUUGAUGACCUAGAGACUCAUUGCUUACAAUCAUUAAACAUCACGUUACCAGCGUUCUUCAGAUAUGUAAACGACAUAUUCAUUAUAGUUCCAACUUUAAACAUAAAUGAACUAUUGAACACUUUCAACAAUUACCAUACGAGAUUGCAAUUUACCUGUGAGACUGAGUCUAAUGGUUCAAUAAAUUUUCUUGACACAACUGUCAUUAGAAGUGGUGAAAAAUUGUUAACUAAUUGGUUCAGAAAACCGACUUUCUCGGGUCGUUACAUCAAUUUCUUUUCCAACCACCCGUUUAAUUAUAAGACCAACAUUAUUACAAACUUAGUGGAUCGAGCCAUUUUACUUUUGGACGAGCAGUUUCAUGAUUCGAACUUAUGCGUGGGGUCUGAUAUUCUCGCCAACAAUUGCUAUCCUACACAUGUCAUCAAGAGGUUUAUUAACAAGAGACUAAAAGAAAUAAAACAUAGAGUAAUCACAAUAGACACUAAUAAAAAUAGAAAUAAGAAUGAUUUUUUCGUUAACAAAAGCAUUAUAACUGUUCCUUUCAUUAAAGACAUUGGUGAAAAUAUUCAGAGCAUCUUAAAAGAUCGUGGUUUUUACCCCGUUUAUACCAUCCCAAAAAAAUUGAAAAACGUCAUUAAAAAAGGGAAGGAUAAACUGGAUAAUCUCAAACAAACCGAAAUAGUAUAUAGGAUCGAAUGUAGAAAUUGCGAUGCAUGCUAUGUCGGACAAACUAAGCGACACUUGGCGACUAGGAUAAAAAAGCACCAGUCGAACAUUCGGAAGAACUCUGACAACCACUCAGUAGUUAGCAAGCAUCGUGAAUCUCUAAAUCACGAUUUUGAUUGGUUCAAUCCUACAAUAAUACACAAAGAGAAAUACACCAAGAAAAGAGAAAUAGCUGAAAUGCAGCAUUUAUUCAUACUCAACCUCUAUACAUCCUACAUGGUAGCAGAGCGUGGUUCGCUGAAUAAUGGACCAGUAUCAGAGUCAGGAUUAUUAGAACUUCCGGUCAGAGCACGUGGCGGAACGCAAGUAUAA